AUGCGUGUAUCAACUCUCUUCACUUUCCUACUUCUCCUCAACAUCUUCUGCCUUGUCCACUCGACAAACUACUAUUUCUCAUUCUAUGUCACCCUACACUGCAAAAUUCCCAAUCGACAAUUCGGAUACAAUGCUCAGUUCUUCGAUAAAGACGUGGCUUGGUUUAAUGGUGACGAUGCAAUUACUGAUCCAUAUAUAAAUUAUUCUCUUCCGGGAGAUGCCUUCUUCAAAUCAGAAGGGAUGCUCACUGGAGAUGAGUUUCUGUCAAAAUUUUUCGACCUGAAAAUGGUUCUCUUCCACAAUUGUAACCUAGCGAACGAAGAAGUUCGAGUUGAUAUGAAUCUUCUUCCACUAUUCAAAAUUCCCCAAACACUUCCGGAUAACAAAUAUUAUCAAUUCGAGUUAUCGGUGGAUAUCACAGAAAUGAGUGGAGAGAUUACUAAUACUGGAAAACUGGUUCAGAAUAGAUGA
Messenger RNA from Caenorhabditis remanei, 471 nucleotides. RefSeq lists its product as uncharacterized. The coding region runs from base 1 to 471 and encodes 156 amino acids. The transcript is spliced from 2 exons. The record is from RefSeq and is a predicted model, not a curated record. NCBI's taxonomy places the organism in Eukaryota, Metazoa, Nematoda, Chromadorea, Rhabditida, Rhabditidae.